Molecule: messenger RNA, 750 nt
Organism: Rhinichthys klamathensis goyatoka
Lineage: Eukaryota; Metazoa; Chordata; Actinopteri; Cypriniformes; Leuciscidae
Gene: cks1b
Product: CDC28 protein kinase regulatory subunit 1B
Exons: 4
Coding region: 159-398 (79 amino acids)
Biological process (GO): regulation of mitotic cell cycle
Cellular component (GO): SCF ubiquitin ligase complex; cyclin-dependent protein kinase holoenzyme complex
Molecular function (GO): protein kinase binding; histone binding; cyclin-dependent protein serine/threonine kinase activator activity
Source: RefSeq, a predicted model, not a curated record
AUUCGAACGCUUAUGGGCGGGAUUAGAGUUCGCUGAGAGGGAAGUUCAAGCGCCAGUGAGUGAAACGUAAGUGUUGGUUGUUUUUGCAAAUUCCGUGUGGAAAAAAUAGCUUUCACACUCAAACGAAAGUACCAUUUGAACAGAAACAACAUCACGCCAUGUCCCACAAGCAGAUUUAUUACUCUGACAAAUAUGACGACGAGAAAUUCGAGUACAGGCAUGUCAUGCUUCCUAAAGAUAUUGCUAAAAGAGUUCCCAAGACCCAUCUCAUGUCAGAGACAGAAUGGAGGAACCUGGGUGUUCAGCAGAGUCAAGGAUGGGUGCAUUACAUGAUCCAUCAGCCUGAACCACAUAUCUUGCUCUUCAGACGCCCCUUACCCACAGUCCAAUCCCAUUGACCCCAAAACCACUGGGAUUCUGUAGUAUGGACACAUUCUGAAGAUGUCUGAAAGAUGCUGGGUGCACCCCAGAUCAGAUGGUGUCGAUAUAAUUUGUGCUGCUUCUGAUUUAUGCAUUCAUUGUAGACUCUUCUGUGGGUCAGAUUAUUAAAUUGCCUAAUCUCUGCCUUAAAGAGUUAGUUCACCAAAAAAUAAAAAUUCUGUCAUCAUAUACUCACCCUUGUGUCGUUCCAAACCCGUAAGUCUGUUGUUCAUUUCCGGAACACAAAAGAUCUUUUUGAUGAAAUCUGAGAGAUUUCUGUCCCUCCAUUGACAGCUACGCAACUACCACUUUGACACUUCGUAAAACUAA